CACAACAUCCAUAUUCCAUACAGUCUCUCUUAUGGAAAGCCUUUCUCAAUUCUAUCCAGUAUGUCUAUCUUCUUCUUAACUCCACUGUUAAUGAUUAUUCUCAUUACUGUUUCCAGUUUCGCUUCCGAAGAAGAAGAUGCACUAUUGGGUUUGAAAUCUGGAAUAGUUGACAGAUCAAAUAGUUUGCGGGAUUGGACCAAAGUUAAUCAGACUGACAAUGGUUCUUCUUCAAUUUGCAUUUGGUCAGGUAUCACUUGCCUUACUGAUACUCACAAUAAUUCUGUUGUUAUCGGUUUAGACCUGUCGCAGAGAAACCUGUCCGGUUCGAUAUCGGGAAAAUACAUAAAUAUCUUGAGUAAUCUUGUUCUCCUCAAUCUCAGCCACAAUUCUUUUACUGGUGAGCUUCCAGCUGAAAUAUUCACUACUCUAGCCAAUCUUACAGUCUUGGAUAUCAGUAGAAACAGCUUCGAUGGCCAUUUUCCCACGGUGCCGUCAAAUGCACAGAAGAAGAACCAGCUGAGUAUACUUGAUGCAUUUAGCAACAGUUUCUCAGGUCCACUGCCUGAUCAACAACUGAGCAAGCUUGAAUUCUUAAAAGUGUUGAAUUUAGCUGGAAGUUAUUUCGAAGGUCCGAUUCCUGCUUCCUAUGGGUCAUUCAAGAACCUGGAGUUUCUUCAUCUCGCCGGAAAUUUACUUGACGGUGAAAUACCACCAGAGUUGGGGAGUCUGAAAACUCUAACCCAUAUUGAGAUUGGUUAUAAUUCUUAUAUGCAAGGAAGUAUACCACCGGAAUUCGGAAGUAUGACUCAACUUCAGUAUCUUGAUAUUGCUGGUGCAAAUAUCUCUGGUUCAAUUCCAAGCACAUUCUGCAAUCUCAGGCAUCUUGAGUCUUUAUUCCUGUUCAGGAACCAUCUGACUGGUUCAAUUCCAUCUUGUUUCGGAAAUAUCAGCUCUUUGAAAAACUUAGAUCUUUCUGACAAUUCAAUUACAGGUCCUAUACCAGAUACUUUUGCCAAGUUGAUUAAUCUUCGGUUACUUAGUCUUAUGUAUAACCAAAUGAACAGUUCAAUUCCUCGCGGUAUUGAAAAUCUUCCUAACCUUGAAGCUCUUCUGAUAUGGAACAAUCUCUUCACUGGGUCACUGCCACUCAAUCUGGGUAUGAAUUCUAAGCUGAAAUGGGUUGACGUUUCGAAUAACAAUCUCCAUGGAAAUAUUCCAGCUGGUAUCUGUUAUAAUCGUGCAUUAUCGAGGCUGAUCCUGUUUUCGAAUAGUUUUACGGGCGAGUUAUCCACUCUGACAAACUGUUCUUCUCUAGUUCGUCUUAGGAUUGAAAACAAUUCAUUCUCUGGUGAUAUCUUCGCGUUGAAACUCAGCUUGCGCUACGGUGCUACUUAUGUUGAUCUAUCUCAAAACAAUUUUACAGGAGGCAUUCCUGAAAAUUUGAUGGCCGAAGCUCCGAAGAUUGAAUACUUUAAUGUCUCUUACAAUCCUGGUCUAGGAGGAAUUAUCCCAAGUCACAUAUGGUCUCUACCUUCGCUUGCGAAUUUCUCAGCAUCCUUUUGUAAUAUCUCUGGAGAUCUGCCGCAACCUACACCAAAUUUUCAAUGCAGUUCAUCAAUUUCUACGGUGGAAUUGAGCGGGAACAAAUUGUCAGGUGACCUGCCAGAGAGUAUUGCCAGUUGUGAAGCUCUUAAUAUACUGGACUUAUCGCAUAACAAACUUAGCGGAUCUAUACCUGAUCAGUUUGGAAGUUCCUCAAGCUUGGCUCUUCUAAACAUAUCUUUCAAUCAACUAUCUGGAUCCGUUCCUCGCUCGAAUAAUUUUAUAUUUACGGAUGCAAGUGCUUUUAUAGGAAAUCCAGAUUUAUGUGGAGCUCCUUUGAAGCCUUGCAAUGGAGCUUUAGCUGCAUUGAGCUUAUCAGCAAGAAGAAAGUCAGUGAAGCGAAGGAUUUCGCUUAUAUGUUUCGGUGUGGUUUUGCUCGUUGCCGCGUCAAUCUGUUUGUUGCUUUAUCUUGUUUGGCAUCAAAAAGUUCUGUGGAAAAUGAUUUCAUUUACUGGACUUCCUGAAUUUACAGCCAAAGAUAUUCUGAGGAGCAUCAAUAGUACUUAUGUAAAUGUAAAUGAUUUUUCAACCGCGACAGUUGAACCGCCAUUACUAUCAUCAUCGAGUUUAAAUAUCUGCAAGGUAGUUCUUCCAACUGGAAUUACAGUUUCAGUAAAAAAGAUCGGAUGGGAAUCGAGAAGAAGACGAGUCAUCUCGGAAUUUAUAAACUUGUUGGGGAAUGUCAGGCAUAAGAACUUGGUUAGAUUGUUAGGAUUUUGCUCUAACAAGAGUUGUGGCUAUCUUCUGUUCGAUUAUUACUUACCUAGCGAGAAUCUAUCCGCCAACAUUGUCAGAUUGUCGAAAGCAAGAGACACAGCAACCACAACAAGCACUACUAACAGUAGAUGGGCGGUGAAGUAUAAGAUUAUAAUGGGAAUAGCAAGGGGACUAUGCUAUCUUCACAAUGACUGCCAUCCACCAAUUCCACACGGAGAUCUGAAAGCAACCAACAUAUUGUUCGACGAGGGGAAUAUGGAGGAGCCUCAUUUAGCUGAUUUCGGGGUGAAAGCGAUUUUAAGGAUGUUGAACAAUGGGACGACUAACUCCGUAUCAAGCACAGUUGAUGAUUUAAUCGAGAGCGCUUCAAUUAAAGAAGAAAUGUACAGAGACAUAUGCAGCUUUGGAGAAAUAAUUCUGGAGAUUUUACGAAAUGGAAAGCCUAUAAAUGCAGGAGGAAGCAUUACGCCGAGCAAUCCAACUGCUGGAGAGAGCUUUUUAAGAGAAGUUCUGGAUGAAAAUGAUGAGGUAAAGGUAGGUACAAGUGAAGAGAGUGAGAUCAAACUAGUUCUUGAAGUCGCUUUGCUCUGCACAAGUAGUAAACCUUCAAAUAGGCCAACUAUGGAUGAAGCGUUAAAACUUCUUCUGUCAGGAGUUUAAUUGGCAGGAAACUAUCGACAUCCCUUUACUUAACAAGUUGUCUUGUCAAAAAAAAAAAAAGAGAAAAAAAGAUUGUUUGGUUGUAAAUCAUGUACUUAUGUUUUGUCCAGAAUUGAAAUGCAUGACAUGUUGAAUUA
Molecule: messenger RNA, 3116 nt
Organism: Papaver somniferum (opium poppy)
Lineage: Eukaryota; Viridiplantae; Streptophyta; Magnoliopsida; Ranunculales; Papaveraceae
Product: leucine-rich repeat receptor-like protein kinase TDR
Exons: 2
Coding region: 61-2979 (972 amino acids)
Biological process (GO): protein phosphorylation
Molecular function (GO): protein kinase activity; ATP binding; receptor serine/threonine kinase binding
Source: RefSeq, a predicted model, not a curated record